Polypterus senegalus (gray bichir) is the source of this 2232-nucleotide messenger RNA. RefSeq names its product complement factor H-like. The record is from RefSeq and is a predicted model, not a curated record. The transcript is spliced from 11 exons. Lineage: Eukaryota; Metazoa; Chordata; Cladistia; Polypteriformes; Polypteridae. The coding region runs from base 192 to 1700 and encodes 502 amino acids.
ACAAACACAUCAUUUUAUAGCCAAUAGACUGUUAACCUUUUGCUGGUUCAUCUUUUCUGACUGUUAGCCUGGUUCUACUUUUUGUUAAUUAUUGAAAGGAGAAAAUAUGAACCGAGUGGGUGGUAGAGUGUCUGCAUUUAUAAGAAGGGGUUAAAUGAAAAUAAUUAUUAUUCAUUUGAAUCAGUCUCAAAAUGAGGAACGUUUUCACAGCUCUAUUGAUCCUGCUAGUUCACACUGGACACUGCACCCUGGUUUCCAGCCCAGUCACAGUUAAACCAAAUGUCUGCACUUUGCCUGAAAUUGUCCAUGGCUAUAUAUUUAAUACAAAGAAUGAAUAUUUCCCAGAAGAAAUAUUAUAUUUUGCCUGUAAGACUGGAUACAAAUCAGACACCAGAAGUUGGUGGGGUGGAACGCACUGUAAAUUUGGAGAAUGGCAACCCACACCUAAAUGUAUUGAUGAAAGAACAAAUUGCCCUGACCCACCACGUGUGGAGAAUGCCAUAAUCACACAAUUACCUAAGCUCUUUGUUAAUCAAGACACCGUAGAAUAUGUCUGCAUACACACAAAUGAAAGGCACAACAUUACCUGUAUAAAUAGGACCUGGACGAGGGCACCUUCUUGUCCAAUCACAUGCUCCACAUUAAUACAGGAUAAAACAAUUAGAUUUACUCCAGAGAGACGUCAAAUCAGAAAACUGUGGAAUAAGUCAUAUUCAUAUUCAUUUCCUCAUGAAAAUGUAAUACAAUACUCAUGCAUUGAAGGCUAUAAACCAGAUACAAGAACAAAAAUAACCUGUGGUGUUAAGGGCUGGGAGCCAUCACCAAAAUGUAGUGAGAUAAUCUGUGAUAAACCAGAUAUACCCGCUGGAUAUGUCCAAAGUGGAAAAGCACAUUAUAAAUAUAAAGAAAGACUGCUGUAUACUUGUCAGAAAAACUUUAAAUCUACAGGAGUUAGUUCAACCUGUACAGAACAGGGAUGGAGUCCAUUACCAGUCUGUGAACCAUUUACAUGUGAACGGCCUAACACUGAAUAUGUUGGUAGUCCCGAUAAAAGCAAAUACAUCAUCGAUGAGACCAUUGAUCUAGAAUGUCCAAAGGGUUAUAAAACUCCAACUAAUGAACAACGAGAGACACUUACUUGUACAGAUUCAGGCUGGCAGCCAGCAGCGUUAUGUGAACCAAUCAUGUGCUCUACAAUUGAACAAGAUAAAAGGAUUGUGUUUACUCCAAGUAGACGUCCAGUUAGACAAGGGUGGUCAUUUUCACAUUUAUAUUCAUUUCCAUAUGAAGAAGUAAUACAGUACUCAUGCACUGAUGGAUUCAAACCAGAGACAAAAACACAGAUAACCUGUCGUCUCAAGGGCUGGGAUCCUUCUCCAAAAUGCAGCGAUGGAAGAUGUUUUCUGCCUCCUAAAAUUGACAAUGGAGACAUACAAGAUGAUAUUAAGUCAUGGUAUAAAGAUGGUGCAGAAGUACCAUAUCAGUGCAAAGUGAACUAUGUGAUGGAAGGUGACAGUGUUGUCCGAUGUUCCAUGGGAGUCUGGUCCAAAGCACCUCAGUGCAUGAAGCCCUGCUAUUUGAUAAUUCAGGAAAAACAAAUUAUACUGAAGCAUGGGAAUGAAUUGAAACUACUCUGUCCAUCUGGGAAUCCAACAACAAUAAGGUGUGAAAAUGGACAAAUACUUAAUACAUGUACUUAAAUCAAAAUGGAUAACUGCAAUUGAAGGGCACAAAUGCCGGAGAUAAUCCAUGGUCUUGGAAAAUACAUUCAGUUAUCUUAGGCUUUUGUGUUAUUCAAUGUUGUGAACAUUAACCAUCUGAGAAGUCUGUUAUAUUUUAUUCAUUGGAUUAAUUGUUCUGCGGUGGGCUGGCGCCCUGCCCGGGGUUUGUUACUUGCCUUGCUCCCUGUGUUGGCUGGGAUUGGCUCCAGCAGACCCCCGUGACCCUGUUUUAUGAUCUAGCGGGUUGGAUAAUGGAUGGAUUUAUUGAUUGUUUUAACUGGAGUAGUUUUAUGUGUCUCAGUUUUAAAAUAAUUUGUACUUAAAGUAUAUUGCUACUAGGAAGUAUAGUUAAAAACAGUAUAAUGAUUGUGAAAAAAUCUCUCUCAAAAAUGCAUCAAUAUAUUUGACCACACUGUAAUGUAAUGAACUUAAAAACAACAAAACACCUCUGCAAUGUAAGAGUUGGCUAAUCAAUGGUGUAUAUCUCAAAAUAAAAAUGAUGCUCCCAGUA